Messenger RNA from Schistosoma margrebowiei, 720 nucleotides. Lineage: Eukaryota; Metazoa; Platyhelminthes; Trematoda; Strigeidida; Schistosomatidae. The record is from the annotation of a GenBank genome assembly.
AUGGAUGGAUACUGUUUAUGUUUCCGUAUUGAUUACUGUUAUAUUCUUAAUGAUAAUGAUGAUGAUGAUGAUGAUGAUGAUGAUGAUGAUGAUGAUGAUGAUGAUGAUGAUGAUGAUGAUGAUGAUGAUGAUGAUGAUGAUGAUGAUGAUGAUGAUGAUGAUGAUGAUGAUGAUGAUGAUGAUGAUGAUGAUGAUGAUGAUGAUGAUGAUGAUGAUGAUGAUGAUGAUGAUGAUGAUGAUGAUGAUGAUGAUGAUGAUGAUGAUGAUGAUGAUGAUGAUGAUGAUGAUGAUGAUGAUGAUGAUGAUGAUGAUGAUGAUGAUGAUGAUGAUGAUGAUGAUGAUGAUGAUGAUGAUGAUGAUGAUGAUGAUGAUGAUGAUGAUGAUGAUGAUGAUGAUGAUGAUGAUGAUGAUGAUGAUGAUGAUGAUGAUGAUGAUGAUGAUGAUGAUGAUGAUGAUGAUGAUGAUGAUGAUGAUGAUGAUGAUGAUGAUGAUGAUGAUGAUGAUGAUGAUGAUGAUGAUGAUGAUGAUGAUGAUGAUGAUGAUGAUGAUGAUGAUGAUGAUGAUGAUGAUGAUGAUGAUGAUGAUGAUGAUGAUGAUGAUGAUGAUGAUGAUGAUGAUGAUGAUGAUGAUGAUGAUGAUGAUGAUGAUGAUGAUGAUGAUGAUGAUGAUGAUGAUGAUGAUGAUGAUAAUUUGGAUGAUUAUGAUGAGAACAAAGUUUGA